ACAUGUCCAGGAGGAAGUCCACAGGCCAGCUGGUGCCCAGGGACAUGUUGGAGAUGAUGGGGCGCCAGGUGAGAGUCCAGCGUGCAGAGCAGCACAAGGCAGGAAGUGCUCUGGGUCAGGCCUUCAGCUGGCUGAGGAGCAGCCAGAAGAAGAAGAAGAUGAAGAAGAAGAUGAAGAAGAAGAAGAAGGAGAGCGACGUGAGGGAGACGGAUGAUGAGGACGCUGCAAAAGCUUGUGCCAAGGUCCAUGACGAGCAGAAGAGGGUGUCGGUCCACUACGCGGCCUCACAACACUUCCAGGAGAACGUGUUCAUCGAGGGCAGCAGGCCUCAGUUCCUGGAGGACCUGCACUCGGAGGCUCAGGAGGGCUUGAAGAUACAACAGAAGGAAGGUAAGUUGCAUUUAUAUGGUUUGUUGAGUUUUAUACUUACUGUUGAUUUGCUUUCGAAAGAGCACGAGAGUGGAGUGAACUUUGCUGAAGAUGAACGCAUUGCUUCGUCAGACACAGCACUUCCGGAACAAGAUGUUAACUGCAAAAAUGAGGGGGGCACACUGGAAUGGCAAUCCAACUCAGGGAUUACAGAUACUGUGUCCACCAGAUCUGCACUCACUCGCCAAGGUUCGACAUUUAAGCCUUUGUACCCAGUGAAAAGGUUAGAUCAGAACAAAAAGAAGAACAGGAGGACAACCAUCAUGGGUAUUCCCAACCAGGUGCAGAAAGAACUUGCAUUACACAGAGGUUCCACCUUCCAGCAGGUUGUUUCUACCAACAACAACAACAACCAAUCAGAUGUUUUCAUCAUUCCAACUUUUGAUGGAGGGACUCCAGUAGUGACCAAGCAGGGAGCAAGGGUGCACCUUUCAGACCUGGAGCAGGUAACUGGUGAUAAGCAGCAAACGAGAAAGCAUCCUCAGGAAGCGUACGAGGAGGAGGAGGAGCCCUUAAACCAUCAAGAAUUUGGAUCCCAUUGCUAUCGCUCAUCUGUCCUCAGACCCAAGUCUGUUGUGGUCCCUGGCAUGACUACUUUCGCUUCCUUUAAUCCUUCAAAGAGUAGCUUCUUCUUAGAGCCCCAGGGUCCAGUGAUGUCCAUAUCUCCCCAGGCUACUUAUCUAUCUACAAUCAUCCCCAAUGCGGUGUUGCCAGCCUCGAUUGAAGUCAUCGAGAUAGAUCUCAAUGGUGUCAAAAGUGCUGGGAGUGCUCACACGGCAAGCAAAACUAGCCCCGCAUCUUUGGACUCAACGGUCAGCCCUUUGCUCUCUAGAAGAUCAGAUGGUUUGCACAUAGAAAAUUCCUCCAACUCUACAACAGAGGUUUGUAAUGCACAAGAAGUGGACUUCAAAGUGAGGGAAAGUAUUGUGAAUUCUAAAGAGGACCAAGAAUUUGCCAGCCUCCACACAUCAGUCAGUCUCGUUAGCAGAAACAGGGAAGCACACAAAGAUCCGAAGCCUGAGAAUGAUGCAAAGAUAAAACGCAAUUCCACCCGAAGCCUGUCAAUCACCAAGACUAAGCAACCCCCAGCGCCGCCACGAAGAUCCAACUCCCUUCAUUGCAAUAAGAUCAGGACCAAUACAAGGAUUCAGGUGGAUGAAAUAUAUGUCCCUGCUUCUCAAGGGUUAGCAAGUACUACAGCAGACAUCAGAUCAACAGAGCAACUAAAAUCAGAAACUAACAAAAUCCCAAACCCUGUAUCAAAGACCUCUCCAAACCCCACAGAGAUUUCUGACGGUGAGGCUACAAAAUCUUUGUCAGAAAUCCACCCACAGAAAACUCCCUCAGAAGGUGACAAAUUUGAGCGCACCAUGUCGCCUUCCAGUGGCUACUCCAGUCAAAGCGGCACUCCAACGCUUUCCCCUAAAGAGAUCACCCACAGCUCUCCAGACAAACACAAGAAGAAUCCAGCUAAGCCCGAAAGAUCUGUGUCUCGAGCCUCAUCCUCAGCUUCUCCUUCCUCUUCACUUACGUCUUUAUCAUCUGGUACAUCAGAAGCUAUUAGCUCAGGUAUUUCUUGUUUGGCCCCAAUUUCUGCUAAAGAACCCACUCCAACUUUGAAAAUGGAAGAGUUGUUAAAUGUCCCACCGCCUCCCAAAGUCAAAGCACCAUGUCCUCCACCCCCCGAGACUUGGGCCCAGAACAGUCGCACCAUUGAGCUCCUGUGUGGUCCGAGCCCCAAAGUCAGCAAAAUACUGGAGGAAUCAAGACCGAUAAAGGAAAGCACGGGUAAAGAUGAACACAGUCAACUAAAAAAGGAAGACCUACAUGUCUCCAAAUCAUCAGAAAGAAAUUCUAAAACUGAGAAAUUGUCAGCAAUCAAUUCUGAGGAUGCCCAUGAGGAUCACGAGUGUUUAAUUACAAAACAAAAUACAUUUGUAGUUCAGACAAGGGUUGAAACACCAACAAAAGUACAAAGACAAGAGAGUUGUUGCCCCACAAUGAAAGACUCUGAUAGUUGUGAAAUCGCCACAAAGACCAAAUUGUCUCCUGUUAUGAAGAACCCACAGACAGUACUGCAGACAGAAGAUGUGGUGUUGACAGAGUCUUCAUUGGAAACAUCUGUUGGUGAGAAUGAGGUGGGCACCAAUGAAGUCCUAGUGACUUUUAUAGAACCUCAAGGGGUUUAUGAGGCGAUAGUAUCAACUUCUGCUCCACCUGAUCAUCAGCCAACACCUCCUCUUUUGAGAAAGUCACCUCCCAUCUCAGAACCACUUGUUGAUUUAGACAAAGUACAGAAAGAGAUCCUCAACAUAGAAUCCUCCUGGCCACCUCCUCCGCCUCCUUUACAGGGAGAUUAUAUUUUUGAUGGAGCGGAUGAGUUGGACUUUCCUCUUCCGCCUCCGCCUGAUGUGAGGGAUGAUGUUUCAGCUGUGAUGGACAAGUGCAGCACAGGGAUUGAUGAUAUGGACACACCAAUUCCACCUUUGGAGGAAUUUGUUAAGUUAAUUCAGGACUCAAGUGAAGGUUCGACAUCUAAACCACCCGAUCCAGUCUUGCGCCCUGUUGUAGUUGUAGACAAUAAAGAUUCCGACACUAUUUUAUCUUGUCCAACAUCUUCUUCCAUUAGCCCACCAUCUGUAAAAGCAUCUUCCAGCCGUUUCACCAAGCGCCACUCUCUGGAAGUUGAAAUCCACUCAACUACUGAACAUUCUCUCACGGCCCGACUCCCUUCCCCAGUUCCAACAACCUCACCCAUGGAGAACCUUACAGCUGGGGUUGUUUUUCGAAGACCACCCAGUAGUGCACAUAGAGAAAACCGGAGCAAGGAGCUGCUGGCUCGCCACAAAAGUGCACCCAUUCCCAAAGAGGACGCCAACAUACCACUUGUCACCCCCUCUUUACUUCAGAUGGUCCGCCUAAGAUCCGUCAGCACAACUGAGGAUAGCGAGGCAGCUAUCACGGAAGACGAGUCAAUAAAAGGAGGAGCUUCAGUUCAAAACAUUUGCCGGCAGCAAAGCCCUCCACAAAAGCCCAUCCGUAAGUCCAUAACAUCGCCGCCUCAAGUGGUAAAAACAUCUGUGACACCCAGCACCCCUUCCAUGCGUUUACAAGAAGCCAUUCGUAUAAAAACCGCAGCCCUGACAUCAAGAGAGGGUCUGCCAUGCCGGCUAGGGAUGAGAACAUCGUACCACUGUGCCAACGAAUCAGGGAUUUUGCCCCUUAAAACCUGUGAAGCAUAUGACAAACAGCAGUUCCAGACUUCCACUGCGAGCUUCAUCUUUUCCAGGAGCACCAAAAGGGCUCUUGAAGACCAAUCACCAAUCUUCGACCAAACACACAGGGUAAAGUCUGACAGGGUUCCCCCACCAGUCGCCAGGAAACCGUCUCACGGCGGUGUCAGUUUUUCACAGGAGCCCAGUUUUGCCAUUGGUGAUCCGCAACAACAUUCCAAAGGAAUUGCACUACCAGAGACAACAACAAGAGUGACUGCAGACACAAUUGAAACACUGUUUUGAAAGCACUUUGCGGUAAUUCACCGAGACAACCAACAGAAACAAGCAAAGCCUACAAGCAAGACUGCAAUCAAGGGCCGCCAUUACUGACACUCAGACUUCAAAAGCCUUAGCCUGUAAUGGCCUUCCAAAUGUAUUUAUGCAAAUCAGUAUCUCCCACAUUCUUCUGAUAGCUUUAUUCUGAAGUAUUUUUCUAAGCGUCAAUCCAACAACGCCCCUCAGGAUAAAAUUGUGUACAUAUGUUGUGUAAAUAUGGUUUGAGGGCGCCCCCCGGAGGUAGGCAACACUCACUUCAGUGUGCUUUUGUACAGAGAUUUAGAGGAGAAGGUUUGCUAACAUAAUGAACAUACAUGAGAGGAGAUUAUUGUGGAAACAAAGAGGUCAUUCUCUGCUUUAGUCUUUUUGUUUGUUGGCUUUUCACUGUGAUAAAGGGAAAGAAGAAGUUGUGUCAUUUAGAACAGAAGCACUUUUGUAUAGGUACAAAUGAUCAACUAUUAAAAUGUUUUUAUCAUACCACCAUCAUUUGUCUCCUGGGUGUAAUAAAAAGACACAUUUUGAGAUACAUUUAUGCAAAGCAGCAAUCCUAUUAUUUAUUCAUGUUUGUGUCCCUUGAGGACAAGGACCAGAUAGAACUGCACCACAAUCACAAGACACUUUUUUUUUUUAGGUCACAUGUGAUUUUGUUUGUUUGUUAAUCAUGAUAUUAAUGUCCCAUAAGUAUAUUUCUGUGCAAUGUUACCCAUGAUGUCAGUUGAAUAUUUUAAAUACAGAUCUAGUGUGUAAUUAUGAGCGCGUAAAGUCACAAUAUUUUCAAUGACAAGUCCACACUUUCUUCCCUUU
Molecule: messenger RNA, 4784 nt
Organism: Nerophis lumbriciformis (worm pipefish)
Lineage: Eukaryota; Metazoa; Chordata; Actinopteri; Syngnathiformes; Syngnathidae
Gene: nhsl3
Product: NHS like 3
Biological process (GO): cell differentiation
Source: RefSeq, a predicted model, not a curated record